Molecule: messenger RNA, 444 nt
Organism: Cantharellus anzutake
Lineage: Eukaryota; Fungi; Basidiomycota; Agaricomycetes; Cantharellales; Hydnaceae
Exons: 5
Coding region: 1-444 (147 amino acids)
Biological process (GO): translation
Cellular component (GO): cytosolic large ribosomal subunit; ribosome
Molecular function (GO): structural constituent of ribosome
Source: RefSeq, a predicted model, not a curated record
AUGCCGACCCGGUUCUCUAAGACCCGUAAGCACCGCGGACAUGUUUCCGCUGGUUAUGGACGUGUAGGGAAGCACCGUAAGCACCCGGGUGGUCGCGGUCUUGCUGGUGGUCAACACCACCACCGGACAAACAUGGAUAAGUACCAUCCGGGUUAUUUUGGUAAAGUCGGUAUGCGCUAUUUCCACUUGAAGCGUAACCCGUAUUGGUCCCCGACUAUCAAUGUGGACAAGCUAUGGUCCCUCGUUCCUGAAGAGGAGAAGGCAGGGCUCAGCUCAGAAAGCGAGGUUGUGCCUGUCAUCGAUAUUCUCGCCCAUGGGUAUAGUAAACUUUUGGGUAAAGGAUUUCUGCCAAAAAUGCCUCUGAUCGUAAAGACUCGGUCGGUUUCUUCCAAAGCAGAGAGAAAGAUAAGAAGAGCUGGUGGUGUUGUCAAGCUUAUAGCAUAA